UGCCAUUUGGGAGUUGCCCAGCAAGAGAUGCCCGGCAUGCCACUUCCCCUCUGGAGGGCAGGCCAGUUGGCCAGACUGCUCUAGGCAAGAGAGACAGACAGAUACUGGCCAGGGUCCUCGGCAGCCAGGCAGAAAGGUUCCUUCAGGAAAAAAAAAACUUGUUUCUGCAGAAGCGGGUGUGGUUCUAGUUUGCUGUGGCUCGGGUGAAUUCCCACCCUCUGCAAGAGCUUGCAUGCAUGCUGGUGUCUGGAGAUAAGCACCCGAAGAAGCCAGCAAGGGGAGAGAUUUGCAAGCUGGUCUGCAGAGAAAAGCCAGGGGAGAAGGAUGCCCCUCCAGGGUGCCUCUUGCUGAAUGGAACAGGGCAGAAAACAUCUCAGGGCCUCAGCAGUAAGAGAUGAGGGAAGGUGUCCCAAGGGCGUAAGGAAGGCCAACUCGAAACAAAGGCCCAGGGGAAGAGUGAACUCCAAGCUUGUCGCCGGCUGCUAAGACCCCACACAAUUCCUGACUAUGUUGAGCCUCAAGCUUCCCCGACUCCUCAGCAUUAAUCAAGUUCCCAAAGUUUUCCGCGAGCAGGGCAUCCUGUUUGGGUAUCGUCACCCAAGGAGUUCUGCGACGGAUUGCAUCUUCAGUGCCUUCCAAAUGACAAAUGAAACUGUCAAUAUAUGGACGCACUUCCUCCCUUCUUGGUACUUCCUAUGGAAGCUCUUCGUCUUGCUCUGUUCCUGGGACGUCUGGAACGACCCCUACACCUGGCCCUUUCUCACCUAUAUGGUCACGUGCUGCAGUUACCCGCUGGCAUCCAGCUUAGCUCACACCUUCAGCACCAUGUCCAGCCAAGCAAGGCACAUCUGCUAUUUCUUUGAUUAUGGUUCUCUUUCCUUAUACAGCCUAGGUUCUGCGAUUGCUUACUCUGCUUACAUUUUCCCAGACGAAUGGAUCGGCAGCACCUUCCACCAUUGCUACGUCUUCACUGCUGUGCUUAACGCGGUUCUGAGCACAAGCCUUUCCUGCUAUUCUAGGUUCACUGAAGCAGAGCGGCCCAGGUACACCAAAGCGAUUCGCACUUUAGCCUUUGCGUAUCCUUAUAUGUUUGACAGCCUGCCACUUUUCUACAGGCUCUACUUAUGUGCCAUAAGAGGCUGUGCGGACAGCGUCCUCUCCAUCCACUACAGGCAUACUGUGUUUGCCUUCCUUACCUGCUUCAUCUUUGCUACGCACUUGCCAGAGCGGCUGAUACCAGGACUCUUUGACUAUAUUGGGCACAGCCAUCAGCUUUUCCACAUCUGUGGGAUCACAGGGACACACUUCCAAAUGGAAGCACUCCUUACAGACAUGACAGACCGUCGUGACCAGCUGCUGGCUUCUUCACCAAUUCCUUCCUUCUCUCAGACAGUCGGCCCAACGGUGGCUUCCUUCACCAUCAGCCUCCUCAUCAUUGCUGCUUUCUCAAUGACUCUCUAUUCCAUGCCAAAGUUCUCCAGGAGAGAAAAGAAACACGCGGACUAAAUUUUUUAAAAUAACUAUACUUUUGUUAACAUGCAUUAGUACUUAUCAGGUGCUAAUAAUUACACUGUGAUAAAGUUGUUGAAACUAUUCUUUGAGAAAUUACUCAAUCGGGAUUUUUAUUAGUGAGAUUUUGUACUGCAGUUUUUCCUAUCAUUUGAUCUUGACCAUUUAGCAUACCUUAGGACUUGAUAUCUGGAGACUUUCAUAGAAAACCAAACACCGACAUUUGCAACAGCUGUAACUACUGCACCAAUGGCCAUUGAUCAAGUGGAGCUAAUUUCUGCUGUCAGAGUUCACAGUCUGAUACAUGCCAAAGAGGUCCCAGGACCCUUUCAAGUAUUUUCACUCUACUUGGGAAGGCAUGGUGCUGCCAAGCAUACCUGGAUGUAAUAUUUCUGUAGCAUUUGUACAUGGUUUUCUAAUACACAAACUUGCAAUGAAAA
Molecule: messenger RNA, 1949 nt
Organism: Eublepharis macularius
Lineage: Eukaryota; Metazoa; Chordata; Lepidosauria; Squamata; Eublepharidae
Gene: PAQR5
Product: progestin and adipoQ receptor family member 5
Exons: 8
Coding region: 508-1506 (332 amino acids)
Cellular component (GO): membrane
Molecular function (GO): signaling receptor activity
Source: RefSeq, a predicted model, not a curated record